Messenger RNA from Dicrocoelium dendriticum, 1582 nucleotides. The record is from the annotation of a GenBank genome assembly. Lineage: Eukaryota; Metazoa; Platyhelminthes; Trematoda; Plagiorchiida; Dicrocoeliidae.
AUGUCUUUUUUUUCGUUUUCCUAUCAUCAAGAGAACGGAACAAAAUUUUAUAUUGAACCCAAAUCAGGGGUGGUAACGGUGGCGCGACAAGAAAAUAUUCCGGUUGUUUUUCCUGUACUUUUGCGAGUUCAAGCCCAUUCAGCGGGAUUUGUGGACACACCUGAGGACAUGCUGCAUGAAUACACAGAGAUUCUUAUUAGAAUUGAAAUGGUUAAUCCGAAUAUGCCUCCUGAUUUGUAUACUGUCUUGGGUAUCGCCGAUCCCGAAAACAAGGUUAAACAGAUUCCUUUCAGAAACAAUUCCGUAUACAAAGUUUCGGAGUCAGCACCAGUGGGAACCAAUGUCUUCGGUGCCGCUGCAUUGUUUUGCUUCGAUAAAAACACAGGCACCAUUUUCCACGACUGUGUACCGCAGUUAUUUGAGAAGAGGUCUGACGUCAUAAACUACCCGAAAACGAUUGGCCUGUACAGAGAAACAAUUAAUCAGAUUAAUCGAUUUCAAGUGAUCAUAAACCGGACGCUGGACAGGGAAACAGAAUUUAAAUAUAAUCUAUUACUAGUGGUUACCUCACCUCUAUAUGAACGUUGUCAACAUAACGAAUGGCAUUUCACAACAUUGGUAUCGGAUAUUAACGACAACGCACCAGUACUGGAAAAACCGUUUGUGCCUAUAGUCAAUGUGACUAAGUAUCGAAGCUUAUUAACUUCGGUUCUUCCAUAUAAUGAGACGUCAAAUGUAUACUUUGCAAAUGCUUCCGUUGCAUCAUCUGCGACGGAGAAUUCCCCUGUGCAUUUUGUAGCUGCCUUUGAUUUAGAUGCCGAUCAGAAUGCUGAACUUACCUACACCAUGGAAGAGCAGUUCGCGGUAAGAAAAGAACGGUUGAUAUUGAUGAAAAAGCCUACGUUCUUCAGCGUGACAGAAACGACCGGGUUACUCUACGUUUCAAGGACCUUGGACACCCAGCACAAGGGAAGGUACAUAUUGAAACUGAAGGUCAGUGAUCGGGGUAUACCACAACCAUUUUGGAGUAUAGCGUUUGUGCUGCUAGAUGUAGUUAACACUGCUCGAGAUCACGGACUGGUCAACGACAUACCAGAAUUAGACGUAAAUGAAUCCUUAGAGAAAAGUUUACAAACUCGGCGAUCUCCACAUGACAAGAUGGACGAAGACAAUCGACAUAUCCCCAACGAACCUACAGGCUAUACCGGAUAUCAACAUAUGCGAAAUACACUCCUACUAUGUCUGGCAGCUUUCUUAGUUCUUGUUUGUUUUGUAACGAGUAUUUGGGUUUAUCGAUUGAAAUGCUUGGGCCUCAAGAAAUGUUGUAUACGGAAAACCAUAAAAAGGAAAACCCACUUUCAAACAGUACUCACAGAUGAGAUGAUUCCUGCAGAGGCACAUCAAAGCAACAUGAGGAAUCAAGCACGAGAACUUGGCAUUUUACCGGAUUACUUCAUCCUAUUAGAACACCAGUCACCUGGGAUGGACAAAUAUUUUGAUUUCUCCUCAUUUGUCGGUUCACACCCCCUGCAUUCCCAUCUCAUCUGCAAUCACCAAAGCAUUACUUCAGAAGACAUCGAUA